Messenger RNA from Ostertagia ostertagi, 687 nucleotides. Lineage: Eukaryota; Metazoa; Nematoda; Chromadorea; Rhabditida; Trichostrongylidae. The record is from the annotation of a GenBank genome assembly.
AUGGCCACCGCGUUCACAAACAUGCAAAGCAUGUUUUAUAAUGGAACCUAUGGAAGAGGAGAACUGAAGAAAAAGUUCAACCUGUGCGAUGACUUCGAUGAGAAAAAUCUACCGAAGGCAGGCCAGUUUUUCUUCUCGAACGUUAUUAGCUAUUUCCAGGGAAUAAAUCAGUACUCUGGUGAUAACAGGAAUGCUGCCACUCGGAAUGGGUUAGGAAUUCCAAGGGCGUGUGAGAUCAUGACGAACGCCACACUAGGAGAUGAAAUGGACAGAGUGAAACAUAUUCUGGAUUGGUACACGGAACUUACUGGUGGAGGGAGUGGCUGCUACCCGAACAACUACACUGACUAUCUUAAGCACUACCAGGACACGUCAUACACCGAUAUUGAUGAUGUUGUUGCAACGCGUAGCUGGAUAUGGCAAACGUGCACCGAACUCGGCUACUUCCAGACAACCGACUACGGAAAUAGCGCAAUUUUUGGAAAGAUUCGUCUUCUUCUGUCAUCUACGUACUGUUUAAGCUUCUUCUCUGAUCAGUGUAUCGAACUCUUUGGUCCAGAGUACACUCUCACUGAGACCUACAAACGAGUUGACGCUGUCAGCAAAAAAUAUGGCGGAGCUAAGGCAUACAGGGGAAGCUUGUUCCAUUAUGUUACAACUGAUAACAGCUUCACAUUAGAGUAUGAG